AUGGUUGAUUCAGAACGUGUAGUUUAUUCAAGAGUAGUCGGUUUCAUUUCUUUAGCUUGUUGGAUUUGUGUUUCAAUUCCCCAACUUUAUGAAAACUAUAAACGAAAAUCUGGCAGUUCAGUAUCAUUAGGUUUAAUAUAUAUAUGGUUCGUGGGAGAAUUGCUUGAUUUGAGUGGCGCUAUUUUACAAAACUUGCUACUAACGGUG
Messenger RNA from Racocetra persica, 207 nucleotides. The record is from the annotation of a GenBank genome assembly. Lineage: Eukaryota; Fungi; Glomeromycota; Glomeromycetes; Diversisporales; Gigasporaceae.